This is a messenger RNA of Rhizophagus irregularis DAOM 181602=DAOM 197198, 1494 nucleotides long. RefSeq lists its product as uncharacterized. The record is from RefSeq and is a predicted model, not a curated record. NCBI's taxonomy places the organism in Eukaryota, Fungi, Glomeromycota, Glomeromycetes, Glomerales, Glomeraceae.
AUGUUUACCGAAAUAAUUUCAAACUUGCUAAAUAAUUUAUUCGAUUCUUUUGCCGGAGGAUUGUGGACCUUUGGGUUCAAGGCCGGAGACCUUUCCUUAAUAUUAAAUGAUGCUGAUGAUUAUAAUGUUAUUAUUCAAGUAGGCGAGAAUAACAAUACAAAAGAAUUUCGUGCACAUUCAGUAAUUUUACGUGCUCGUUCUCCUUAUUUCAAAGGUGCUCUUUCAUCUUGUUGGAUUACAAAGAAAAAUGACAUGAUCAUAUUUAAUAAAUCAAAUAUUACUCCGAAUGUUUUUGACAUGAUUUUAAGAUAUAUUUAUACUGGUGAACUUAAUUUGACUAAACAAUCGUGUGAAGACAUUCUUGGAUUACUAAUUGCAUCAGACGAAUUAUUAAUUGAAGAAUUAUGUAAUUAUAUUCAAGAUUAUUUAAUUGUAAAACCAAAUAAAUGGAUUAAAAAUAAUUUUACUCUUAUUUUCCGUACUGCGUUUAAACUUACUGGUUGUAAGAAAUUGCAAGAUUAUUGUUUUGAAUCUAUUUGUAAAAAUUUUGAUUCAUUUAUUACUACAAAUGAUUUUCUCUCACUAGACAAGGAUAUUCUGUAUGAAUUACUUAAACGAGAUGAUUUGCAGAUUGAAGAAGUUGUUGCUUGGGAUUACUUAAUCAAAUGGGGUAUUGAACAGACCCCUAGUUUGGGAAAUGAGAAUAAUGAUAGAACCAAAUGGAAUAAUGAAAAUUAUGAAUCAUUAAAGAAAACUUUAAAUCAAUUUAUUCCUCUUAUUCGAUUUGUGGAUAUUUUUUCUGAUAAAUUUUUUGAUAAAGUUCAACCUUAUAAAAAUAUUAUUCCCGAUCAAAUUUAUAAGGAAUUUGAAGAUUUUUAUAAUAAUAAUAAAUAUACCUUAUCAAAAACGAAAAUUUUACCACCUAGAAUAGGAAAUUUUGAAUCAGAAAUAAUUAAACCAAAACUUGUUAAUAUAAUUAUUAAUUGGAUUGAUAGAAAAGAUUAUUAUACAAUUAAUGAUUCACGUUAUAGGUUUAACCUUAUUUAUCGUAGUAGUCUUGAUGGUAUUAGUAAAGAAUCAUUUAAAAUCAAAUGUAAAGGUCAAGUAGAAAGUUUGGUUUUAAUUAAAGUUGAAAGAUCAAACAAAAUUUUUGGUGGAUAUAGUUCUAUUGGACUUAACUUGGAUGAAAAUGAUAUGGAUUCUAAUGAUCAUGAAAAAUUUUAUUAUUCUUCAGAUAAUUUUAUUUUUUCAUUUGAAAAUAAUGAAGAUAUUCAAAAUAUGAAAAUAAGUCGUAUAAUAAAUCAUUAUAAGGCUAUAUAUAAUCAUUCUAGUACCGGAUUUAAUUUCGGUUUUAAUUCAUUAUUCAUAACAUUUGUAUCAGGAAAACAAUAUUUAUACGCUCAUAAUGAAAGUCAUAAUUAUGAAGAUAAUUUAAAUACAAAUGAAAUUUAUGUUAUUGAAGAAAUUGAAACUUUUAAUGUAACUAAAGAAUAA